AUGACGAAAAGCGAACUCCAGCAAGAUGAUGGAAAGGUCUUGAAUUUCGACCAUCUUACAUUUUGGGUCGCGAAUGCUACAACGAUAACAAUAAUCUUUCAAUCACCAACAUCAAGUGAUGAUGAGAUCGCUAAAGAAAUAGCAGCGCAUGGCGAUUUCGUGAAAGAUGUUGCUUUCGAAGUCAACAAUUUGGAGGAGAUCGUUAAGAGAGCUAAAAGUCAAGGUGCUUUUAUCGUGAAGGAUAUUACAGAAGAAGAAGAUGAUAAUGGUUCUAUUAAAUCGGCCAUAUUAAAGACGUAUGGCGACAACACUCACACCCUAAUAGACCGAUCAAAAUACAAAGGAGUAUUUCUUCCUGGUUACACCAUUACUAAUGAUGAAGACCCGUUGAAUAAGCUUCUGCCAGAGACCAACCUGGAAUACGUAGAUCAUGUGGAAGGAAACAUGGCUGAUGGAACCCUCGAAGAUUCGGUUCUGUGGUAUCAGAAGAAUCUAAAUAUGCAUCGCUUCUGGUGUGUAGAUUAUCUACACGAUUUGGUUCCGUAUUCCUGUAUCAAUUCGGCAUCUGUUAUCAACCAAUCAGAAACCGUGCUUCUAUCAUUGAACGAAGCAGCGAAAGGUCUUCGUCCUUCGAGCAAAGCCAGCGAAUUUGUAAAAGCCUUGGGAACGUCUGGAGUGGAACAUGUAGCCUUGUACACAGAUGACAUAGUGGAAACAAUGAAAAAUCUAAAAGCCCGUGGUGCAGAGAUCGUCACAUGGCCAGCAACGUAUUACGAUAUUAUACAAGAGAAACUGAACAAAAGUUCGGUAAAGGUUAAAGAAACCAUUGAUGACCUAAAAGAACAGAACAUUCUCAUAGACUUUGAUGAAAGAGGUUAUAUGCUACAAGCGUUCACUAAGCACGUCCAAUCGCGGCCUACACUCUUUCUGGAAAUCAUACAACGGAGAAACCAUAGAGGUUUCGGCGCAAUGAAUUACAAAUGGGUAUUCGAAGCAAUUGAGCAACUCACUGAAACUAAGGAAAACACUAAGGAAUAA
Leptosia nina is the source of this 1038-nucleotide messenger RNA. Lineage: Eukaryota; Metazoa; Arthropoda; Insecta; Lepidoptera; Pieridae. The record is from the annotation of a GenBank genome assembly.